CGUGAUUGCUGCUUUUCUCUUUUGAGAAAGUGACCGAAGCCAUAUAUGUAUGUAGUCUUGGCUUGGGUAGAGAGAAUCACAUCAUUUACAUCUUACCAACACCGAUAAUAUUGGCUUGCCCACUUCCGCUCUGGCCAACUGUCUUGUUCCCCACCAAAUCCUCACCUAACACAACCUCAGAACAGACAUUUCCCAUCCAUCUUCCUUUUAAUCAAAACGGACCGAUCAUUCGACCAUGUCUGAACACCAGUACAAAUUUAACGUCACCAUGAGUUGUGGCGGUUGCUCAGGAGCCGUAGAACGGGUACUGAAGAAGUUGCAAGGUGUCAAAUCUUUCGACGUCAGCCUGAAUUCUCAAACUGCCACUGUCGUGACAGAACCGUCUGUGUCGUAUGAUAUUGUCUUGGCUACUAUCAAGAAGACUGGGAAGACAGUCAAUGCCGGAGAAGCAGAUGGGCAAACGAUGGCUGUCUGAAUAGAACUCUUUGUCGACAUGUGGCCACACUUUCAAAGAAUUCAGGUCAAUGAAUCGAUGGAUAGCAAACAGGCAUAUGUUGCUACUGAGGCAGGAAAUUCUUUGAUCUAGUCUCUCUUGAGAUAUUCACUACAGAGCUGCUCAUAAAACCUCUGCUUCUCACAAUCUAAAUCUUUCUCUUACUCCCUUCUGAGGAGGCGAAUGCAAGCGGUUUACCUUCGGUCGCCCUAAGGGUACCUAAUAGACCUGAAUAUUCAAGUACAGGCAUGUUUAUUAUCAUGGGAGUAGUUAAUCAUCACGAUGUCA
Messenger RNA from Aspergillus pseudonomiae, 781 nucleotides. RefSeq names its product copper metallochaperone ATX1. Bases 236 to 475 code for a protein of 79 amino acids. The transcript is spliced from 2 exons. The record is from RefSeq and is a predicted model, not a curated record. Gene Ontology annotation, cellular component: cytosol. Lineage: Eukaryota; Fungi; Ascomycota; Eurotiomycetes; Eurotiales; Aspergillaceae. Gene Ontology annotation, molecular function: metal ion binding; copper chaperone activity. Gene Ontology annotation, biological process: copper ion transport.